Cottoperca gobio is the source of this 4012-nucleotide messenger RNA. RefSeq names its product RUN and FYVE domain containing 3 (gene rufy3). Gene Ontology annotation, biological process: regulation of axonogenesis. Gene Ontology annotation, cellular component: cytoplasm. Bases 445 to 2364 code for a protein of 639 amino acids. Gene Ontology annotation, molecular function: metal ion binding. The transcript has 18 exons. NCBI's taxonomy places the organism in Eukaryota, Metazoa, Chordata, Actinopteri, Perciformes, Bovichtidae. The record is from RefSeq and is a predicted model, not a curated record.
CACUGCGGUCCACAGGCAGUCCAAUCAGAGUGAACCGGUGCUAAACUGACCGGAGGAGGGCUGUGAUUUUUAGCACGGUGCUCUCUUGCAUUUUAAAUCCCCCUGUCUGUACAAAAGGGAUAACAAGAGGUUGAAGAGGAGGAGGAGGUGGAGAAGGAGAGGGCAGGGCAGCCUCUGUCAAGACAGCAGCGUAUUCCAUUCAGUUGUAACAAGGAGGGGAGGAGGAUGCAGGCAUAAAGAGGAGGAAAAGAAAGCAGCACCCUUUCAGACACCUGCUGAGAGCUGCGGGCCUGGCCUUUUCUCCUUUUUGUUUUGAUACUCUUUUCAUUUUCUCUGAUUUCCUCUUCCCUCUGACCUGUUUUUUGGGGGACUGGUUUGUGGAACAAGAGCUACUUCGCCUUUUUUUCCCCUCGGUGGUGUUGGUUUUGCAUCAGCUGAGUCAUCAUGUCUGAUCUCAUGCCUCAGAACGAAACCCCCACUCCCACCACCGACAAGAUCACCCAGGCCGCCCGGGAGACCAUUUAUCUGUGCAACUUUCGCGUCUCUGUCGACGGCGAGUGGCUUUGCCUUCGCGAGCUCAACGACAUCUCCCUCACCCCAGACCCAGAGCCGGCCCAUGAAGAUCCCAAGGAUCCCAUUGCAAUCGAAAGGCUUAACUUGAUGAACAUGGCCAAACUGAGCAUCAAGGGCCUGAUCGAGUCGGCUCUCAACCUCGGACGCACACUUGACUCCGACUACGCACCUCUUCAGCAGUUCUUUGUCGUGAUGGAGCACUGUCUGAAACAUGGGUUGAAAACCAAGAAGACGUUCCUGGGGCAGAACAAGUCCUUCUGGGGGGCGUUAGAGCUGGUGGAGAAGUUGACGCCUGAAGCAGGAGAGAUCACAGCCAGUGUAAAAGACCUGCCUGGCCUCAAAACUCCUCUAGGAAGAGGGCGUGCCUGGUUGCGACUGGCCUUGAUGCAGAAGAAACUCUCUGACUACAUGAAGACCAUCAUCAACAGAAAGGACCUGCUCAGUGAAUUCUAUGAGGCGAAUGCGUUGAUGAUGGAGGAGGAGGGAGCUGUCAUCGCCGGGCUGCUCGUGGGACUAAAUGUCAUUGAUGCCAAUCUGUGUAUGAAGGGAGAGGACUUGGACUCUCAGGUCGGGGUGAUUGAUUUUUCAAUGUACCUCAAAGAUGGUGGACACAGUAGUAAGAGUGCAGAGGGUGACGGUCAGAUCACAGCGAUCCUCGAUCAGAAGAAUUAUGUGGAGGAGCUGAACAGACAUUUAAGUGCAUCAGUGAAUAACCUCCAGGCCAAGGUGGACGCUCUGGAGAAGUCCAACACAAAGCUAACAGAAGAGCUCGCUGUGGCAAAUAACAGGAUCAUCACUUUACAAGAAGACGUGGAGCGAGUAAAGGAGGAGAGCUCGUACCAGCUGGAGUCCAGGAAGGCAUCAAGAAGCGACUCAGCACCCGACGGACAAGUGCUGGGAGAAACACGCAAGCAGCUCAAAGAGGAAACUCUGCUUCGAUUGGAUGUGGAGAAGGAGCUGGAGGUGCAGAUCGGGAUGAAGCAGGAGAUGGAGCUGUCCAUGAAGAUGCUGGAGAAAGACAUCUGUGAGAAGCAGGACGCUCUGGUGGAGCUCAGACAGCAGCUGGAAGACCUCCGUGUCAUCAACCAACAGCUGAGCCACAAGUCACAGAGUGCGGACGUCGGCUCUAAACAGAAGAGUGAAGCCAUCGCUCGUCUGGAGGAGAAAAUAAACCAGAUGACCGGGACUGUAAAACAGAUGGAGACCAGAUGCAAACAGGCUGAGAGAGAGCGGGCUCAGGCUGUAGAGGCCAACCGGCUCUUCAAACAGGAGUUUGGGGACAAAAUCGAGAGUCUGCAGGUGGAGGUGGAGCAGCUGAGGAAGCACAGGUCCAAUCUGGAGCUGGAGUUGAGGAAAGAGCGCGAGCGAAGGAGCGAGCAUCAUCUCGACGCUGCGUCCGCACAGUCCAGUAUUCCUCGGAGGGAGAGGAGACUCCCAGAGAACAUACCAAAACGUCCCUCAGAAGCCCCAUCAGUCAGAAGGGAGAAUGACCUUCUGCACACGGGAGCAGAGGACAAAACAAGUCUGAGCUCCAGCUUGUCCUCAAGGUCACAACACGAGGAUGAGCAGGACGAGUCCUUCGGGGAGACCAGUCAGCCUUGCAUCUGCACCAUGUGUGAACAGGACGACUCCGUCCUGAAGACAAAGAUACAGUGUAAGAACUGCAGCGGGGUUUUCUGUGAGAGCUGCGUUUCCAACGAGCUUCCGUUACCUUCCUCCAUUCUCCCAGAGACUGUGUGUACCGCCUGCUUCUCUCUGUUGCUGCAACAAUACGCUUCAACUCCAACAUGAAACCACGCUGCAUUUUACUGCGAGACACGAUGAUCAGACACAUGGAAACCAGACGCAUUCAAUUGUAAAACUGGCACUGCAAAAAUGCACUUUUUGACUUUGAGCCGAGGCGUUAUGAAAGACCUGCGAGGUCUGAACGUGUAAUGUCCAGACAUGUGCCACUGAGCUGUUUGGAGGCAGGUUUUAAUUUUUUCAAAAAUACUAGAGUCGCUGUAAAUCUUCCUUUCUGGCUGCUGUGGUAUUUCUUGAGUGACGCUGCACUCAGCUGUAAAAUGACACCUGGAUGGAGAUUAAUUAUAUAAAAAGACGACUUGAAUCAUCUCAUGCAUUUAAAAACUGACUUUCCACAACGUCCACUAAGUGGAUUAUUGAUUAAGAGGGUCAACUGACAUUAAAAAAAACAAAAAAAAAAAAUUUGCUUUAAAAGAUGAAGGAAAAACCAGACUUUUGUUUUAGUCCCAACUGUUCUCCAUGCUCGCUCUUAAUCAUAUACAGAUCAGUAUAUGAUAUAUUUAAAUCGGAGGAAGCAUGAAGUUUCACACCUUUGACCAAAUACUAUAUUAUACCAUGAUAUUAAACAUGUGUCAAUAUAUUGGGAAAGACUGUAUGGCCUGUCAAAAGCUUUUUUUAUACACUCUAAAAAAACAAACAUACAUUAGUGAUACUCAAAUCUAAUGAGUUAAGAACAUUUGUAAAACUGUAAUGCAGAAUUUAGACUAAAAAUGCAAACAUUUACUAUAUCAAGUCUCUUAUGACAUCAUUAUGAUGGACAGAUCGUCACGUUUUGGUGUUCACACUGUAGAAGAGAGUGGAUUUUGGUGUUCGACAUUUUGGCCGCUGAUUCUGUCUAGCGCAGAGUUAGAUGAGAAGAUUGAUACGACUACGUUAAAUAUGAAGCUACAGUCAGCAGCCGGUUAGCUUAGCUUAGCACAAAGACUGGAAACGGGGGGAAACUGCUAGCCUGGCCAAAGGGAACAAAAUCCACCUACCAACACCUCUAAAGCUGAUCAACGCGUUAUAUAUUCUUUGUUUAAUAUGUAGCAACACUUAAAAGUGUGAACAUGAUUGAUAGAGAGGGACUAUUUCUUGACCCUGAGCAGUAAUUUCCUGGAGUGUUGAAUGUGUUUAAUUAGUGAGCUUUAGCUGAUCGGUAGCUUUCGACUGAGCCAGGUAGUCUUUAUGCUAAGCUAACAGGCUGCUGGCUGGAGCUUCUUAUUUAACGUACAGACAUAAGCGUAUUUCCCAAAAUGUCGGACUAUUCCUUUAAGUUUACAAAGCUGAAUAUUCUGGGUAAAAUAUUUAUUCACUGUUGUGUUCUGUAUUAGUUAGAAGUGGCAUUAACACAAUGGUUUAAAGAGUUUGGUUUAUCUCAAACGGCAGUUAAAUCAUAAAAUCCAACAUUCAGAUAUUUAGAUUAUAUUAACUUUUUUUUUUCCCGGGGCGUCUUAACAUUACGACACUUUUAAAAGCAUGGCUCUCUGCCUGACUGCUUGGAAUAUUGCGUAUCGCUGCAUCUGUAUAACAGCUGUUUUUAUGUUUUGUUGAUUUAUACUAAGAAUAAUUAGAAGUUUAGUUGUUCUUGUUGAAGCUAAUUAACACGUGAGAUGGAAAUGCUUGUUGAUCAACAAUAAACUUUUAUUAAAUCUUA